This is a messenger RNA of Zeugodacus cucurbitae (melon fly), 7557 nucleotides long. RefSeq lists its product as uncharacterized. NCBI's taxonomy places the organism in Eukaryota, Metazoa, Arthropoda, Insecta, Diptera, Tephritidae. The transcript is spliced from 16 exons. Bases 579 to 7298 code for a protein of 2239 amino acids. The record is from RefSeq and is a predicted model, not a curated record.
CUUGCACUUGACAUUUCGCGAUAAAAGGAGCAGACCAUUUUCAUAGUGCAAAUCGGAGGAGGUUGACAUUAAAAAAUAGGUGCAGUUGGAGUGAAAAUUUGCUGUAAAAUAUUUGAUAAUUGUUGCAAAGCUAUAUUUUAAAUAUAAUAAAAGUGUAAUGGCAGAUUUCAACGUUAAAAUGUGAAUUGAAUGCAAGUAGUAGCAUAUACAAGAGCAAUAACGGCAAUAAAGAAAAGCACCAACACCAGCAGCGCUAUAUCAGCAGACAACGGAAAGAAAGGUGUCAGUAGAAAGAAUAGCUACAGAAAGGGCGGAAAGGUGUUGGUGCACGCGAAAUUUUUUUUGGCGAGAAACGGACAGCAGAAAAUAUUUCGGCCUGCCAUAUAUAUUCUAAUAUAAACGGGUACUGUAGCAGCAACGUUGUGUGUCCAAAAAAAAACAAAGGAAUAAACAGCAAAUAUUUUUUUUUUAUAAAGAGAAGUGUCAGCCGCGCAGAUUUACUGAGAUUAUUUUCUCUUACACACGCAACACCCACUCCUCUAGCCGUAUAGCCCACCGUAAUCGUAGUAGUAGUCGGUAUGGCUGCGUUACUACAAGAAUUAGAUAUAUUCGAACUGUGUCCGCUUAUUACCAAUUUAAAUUGCAAAUUAUCUACGGUCAGCGAAUAUGAUGCACGCAAACAAUUGUUGUGUCUCGUCUCGGAGGAAAAUGACAUAGUGCUACGCUACACAAGCGAAGGUGGGCAGGAAGUGUUAAAAUUAGUUUCUUGGUUUCGACGCACCAAUCGAGUAAUACAUGACGUCUGCUUUGAUCCCUCCGGUACUUGGUUAUUAGUGCUAUGUUUCGACAACACGCUGCACAUUGUACCCGCACUCGCUGUGGUCGACAAAACUUUCAUGGAGCCAUCGAACUCGACUCACCCGCCGCAACAGCCAUACAGCACAACACAAAUUACCUCAUACAUCAUACCAUUUGUGGGACCACAUGAGUGUCCCAACUCUAAACGGUGCCCAAAUCAGGCCACAUUCAGUGAAACCAUAGCAAGGCAACCGCCUGUCAUACCAACAGCCGCUGCUCCCGCUGCACCAGAGGAAAAAGCAGAAAAUGCAGCAUGUGAUGUGCCGGAGAAAUAUGAAGUCAGCGCUGAAAGUGUCCAGCCAGCAGACACUGAAAAGCUCUCCUCUUCACGGGAGAGUAUUGCGCAGGCAUCACAACUACUUGUAGAAGUCGAGGUGAAUAUAGAGCCGAAACUGCCAGCCAAUAUGAAUCUUGACGCUUAUAGCCAUGAUGUGCCCGCCAGUAUGUUGGCGUCUACAGCGCCACCAAAUGUUUUCGAAGAUAAAACGGGCAAUAGUCAGGUUAUGGCUACAUCCUUUAUGGCUUCGGUUACUUGCCCUUACCCGCUAGCGGUUGUUUGGUGGCAAACGAUAGAUGGUGUCAAUCGCGCUGUUAUCGGCUAUUCCGACGGUUCUAUUUGCUUCGUGGGUUUGAGUCCAAAUUGCCCCUUCGUUGCGAGCACCGCCAUUGAUACGGGUUCUGUAGUGAAGUUGCUCAUUUGCAAGGACAGCACUUUUGAGAGCGUUAUGCUACUGAUCACCUCUUUGUUGAAGCAGCAAUUCAAAUUACUACUUGAACAAAAAGCCAUUAAAUACAUAUACCCUGGCGAGAUCUCACCUAGUGCGGUACACAGUCGUGAUAGUGACUGGCAAAUUGUCAUGCCGCUGAAGACACAAAGCAAUUGCUCGGACCCAGCGUCGGACAAUAGUGCAUUGGAAGAGGAUGUUUUCUUAAGAAACGAUGAGAAUCCUAGCACUUCAGCAGUGGCAGCGUCGUCUAGUACUGCUGUACAAGCUAGUCAUUCACUACGUCGUUCAGUCAACAUACCGGGUACACACGCACCCAUGUCCAAAACAGCCAUACCACCACCGCCACCACCCUAUUCGGUAGCUAUCAACCGCCACUUGGACACUGCGCCCACAACGAGCACCAGCACCAAUGCUGCUGCAACGCAUACUGCUACAAGCAACAACGGUAGCGGCAGCGGCGGUGGCAGCAUACCCACUACCAUGAGCAUUAGCAAUGGCAACUCAGCGACAGGUAUACGUUUCACACAACAGCAGCUGCCCGAAUUGGACGAUGCGAAUGCACGUGCUGGCAUCUUGCCAGCGGCGCGCGCACGUCUCGCCUCAUUGAAGAGCCUGGGCACCAAAAAGCUGAAUGCCAUCAAAAUGCGUCUUUCCGAUAAUCGCCACAAGCUCGAAGAUUAUGUGUCGGAGAAUACACUGGGCAACUUCGCUAUCAUAGACUCACCAUCGCUGACGCCCGAGGUGUUGAACAACUCCAGCGGUUCCUUCUACACUAUACAGAAUUUGCGCAAUACCUAUCUGCUAAGCGCACUACACAGUCACACCAACAGUCUUACCGUGCAUAAUAUUGAUAUUAAUUUGAAACCGUUAUUUCUCUAUAAGAUCCCCAAGAACUGCUUUGAUAUACUAAUAAGCUCAAAUUUGCUUUACACCAUACAAUAUGUGGAUCUAAAUGGCGAUGCGGCAAAAGAAUGCGCUGACAUGGCGCAGAUCGAACGCAACACGGAGAAGGAGAAUCGCGACACGGACACCGAGAAGGAGGAAGUAAUCGAUCUGUGCGAAGGCAAUGACACGCUGCUGGCGGACAUCAAUUCGGCUGGCUCGUUUAGUGCGGACACGAGCGCGACCACAAGUGGGCCGUCCACUACUGACAGCAUGUCGCAUUGUAAUGCGAUAAACGCGGUGGGCGUGAUCAGCAGUGCGAUGGCUACAUUGCGCGCCGGUGAUGAUGAUUGCUUUAACGCCGCCUCACAACUGACCAUAUUUCGCUUUGAGAAUGAAACGGUGCUCAAUCUCUAUCAAAUGGCCACCUAUCGCUCGAGUGAGCCCAGCGAGCUCAUUACGAAGGAGGAGAAAGCCAAAGCGUUCGAUUUCAAGGAUAUACGCUCACCCAUGGACUAUGUGCAGUUCUAUGAGCAUGCCGACGUGAAGGAGGAGUACUCGCUGCGUCAAAUGGAAAUUAUGAAACAUGAAUUUCCGAAGAUUAAUUACGAUCCCUGCUAUGUGAUUACCAACAAAAACGUCUACUACAUACAAUUGAAAAAAGAGCCGUUCGCCAUCUUCCUAGACUCCGCGCUGGCAGGUGAAUGGAAGCAAUGCCGUGAAUUCUGCAACACCUUUGAUCUCACCUACGAGGCGUGCAUAGAGUUUGCCGGCGAUUAUCUGCUGCGUCGCAAGCGUGUCACGCAGGCGCUGGUCACAUACAACUCGGCGCGCAUCAAACCCAUACGCACCGCGCUCAAAUUGGCGAUGUUCGGUCAAACAUGUGCACUAAUGCAUCUCUGUGCGAUGGCGCUGAAGACGACCUAUCUGCUGAAGUCGAAAUACUUUAGCAGUCCGAUCAUAAAAACGUUACUUAAAGAUAUCACAUAUCGUCACUCGGAAGAUGUGCGCACAAUACUGCCGCUGGUGGCUGAGAAAAAUAGCGCUGUGUUGAUAAAUGAGGGCGUGUCGGCAAGCGAUUAUAACUAUGGUGUGGAUGACUCGCUUAGCAAUCUGCAGAUGUCACCUUCGUCACAAUUUCAUUUGGCCAAUUUGUUGUUGAUCACUUUAGCGGAGCGUGCCGUCAAUGAUAAGAACUAUUUGCCGCUGUGGAAUUUCCUGGUGACUAAUACGAAAUAUCACACCAAUAUGACAAGCAUUGUGCUGUGCCAGAGUGGUCUCUUCUCGUCGGCUUUGGUGUUGGCGAAGACGCGUGGCGUUUGUAUCGACACAUUUUUGGCGUUGACCAGCGUUGUGGGGCAGGAAUUUGGUAAAUAUCGUAAAGACACUUUGCAAGAAAGGAACAAUAACUGUUUUACGUUAGGCUGGUACACAGAGAUGAAUGUGUGUUUGUAUAAUUUGAGUGAGCCAAUAUUUGCCGAAACCAUCACCUAUUUGCCGCAAAUCGCCGUGGACUAUUUUGCUUUCAUACAGGAGAAAUUACCGAACAUAAGACACUGUGUGCUUGAGCGUCUGGAACAUCAAUUGAAUCCCUUCUCCGCCGUACUACGUCCAAUUGUAUCGCACACUUCCUCCGGUCACGUCGAGCACAAUAUAAACGACAAUAAAACGUUUUUAUUUGAUUUUUGUAAAAAUCUCAUCGAAACAUAUUUAGCUGUACUCAUACAUAUGGAAUCUCAACGUUCGAAGAGCGAACACAUAACGAACGCAUUGUCGACGUUUCGCAUCACUUACGAAGACAAUCAGUUUGCAAUCGAAACAUCACGCUUUAAACCCAUCUCAGCUGGUUGUGCACACUGCGCUUGCGUUGUGGAUGGUGUUGCCUACUUUUGGGGUUCUAAUGGUGUGCCUUGUAAUUAUAGCGUUAACAAGUCUUCCGAUCCACCAGAGCCGCCACACGCUGUGAAGAGUUUGGACCUACUCUCACAAUUGAAUCUGGAAGUGCAUACCGUGAAGUGCGGCCGUCAGCAUACACUAGUGCUAACGAACAAUGGGUUAUAUUCGUUUGGCAAUAACAAUCUGCUCCAGUUGGGUAUUGGGCGCGACAUGCAAGUCUCUCUACAACCAAUGUUGGUGCGUGCCUUCGAUGGCAAGAAUGUAACGAUCAUCGAAGCGGGUCAAUAUCACAAUGCUGCGAUUGCUGAUGGAGUUCUGUACACCUGGGGUUGGGGCAUUUACGGACAACUUGGACAUGGCAACUGCGAGAAUGUGGCCGAACCGAAAGUAGUUGCCUUCUUCAAAACGAAAAAAGUACUCCAAGUCUCCUUGGGUCAUGCGCACAGUUUGGUGCUCUGUCAGGCGCCCAAUAAUCCCAACGCGACCGAAUUAUUUGUGUUUGGUUCGAAUCAUUUUGGUCAGUUGGGUAUUGGGUCGGGUGUCAGCAGCAUUGACGUGCAGAGCAACGCUUCGGCUGACGAUGAAAUGCAUUGCGCUAAUCAAGUAAAGAGUUUAGUGCCCAUUAAACUGUUUGUCUGCGCGGAAAGAAUAAGACUGAUACAUACCAAAUUUUUUUCUAACUUAGCUGUCGAUGAGCAUGGGCAAAUGUACACGUGGGGCUCCUCACCACAAGCACUGCGCUUAGCGAAUCAGAUAAAGCGUCGUGCAAAUGCGAAGCAGAAAAUGGAGGAACAUCAACGUCGUGAAAUGAGUAAGCAAUUCGAAGAUACAUUGCCCAGUGAGAGUGCAUGCAUACCUUGUAUGCCAUCCACGUCCAAAAGUGCAUACGCCGAGGCUCCAAAAUCUAUGGCCGCCGAGGUCGCCAGCAGCAUACUUACGGAUAUAGUGAAUGAAAACGUGACUGCAGAUAUAGCUCUAGAGACUAAGGCGCAGUCGACAGAACCCGAGCUCAUUGAGGUUUUAGCCACCACAGUAACGGCCGAGCAGAUGGAGGUUGACGCACUGAAAGAAGCGGAUGAGAAAGAGCUAAUUGUAGAAGACAUAGCCAACACCGAAACUGAGAUAACCAUACAGUUGGACGAAGUAGUGGAGGAGAUUGUCGAAAAGGUUAAACCGUUGGUCGCACAACCGCUCAAUCCAUUAAACACUGCGACACCAGCGACCGAUGAGCUAGCGGUAAAGAACGCUCAUGCAUCAGCGCCUAUGCCAGUGCCAGCAAUAGCGGUCACAGCCCCUCCAACUGCAGCGGCAACAAAUGUCACGGCUGAUGUCGAUCCAUGCGAGCAUAUGACACCGCAUCUGGUGGACACCACCGAGGUAGCCGGUGAAAUAUUGCAGAUCUCAAGUGGGCUCUUCCAUUUUGCCUUGAUCUCGUCUACAUGCACACUGUACACUUGGGGCAAAAAUUUGGAGCACCAGCUGGGUACGGGAGAUAAGGAGCGACGCGCGGUCAGUAAGCCUUCACCUGUCGAUUGCGUCGACCGUCCUAUGUAUGUUGACUGUGGUGCGGAUUUCACGCUCGUCAUGACCACGGAAUUCAUGGUCAAAGCGUUUGGUGGCAACUCUAACGGACAGUGCGGUCGCGAUCUUGGACCCUCCAUCGACAAGAUGAAACAACGCGUCGUCUGUCUGCCCACCACCAAGCGACUCAUGCGCUUCGAGAGUCAGUGUGUUGAUGUGCCGGUGGAAAUCAAUUUGCCACGCCCACGAAUACGUUUGGAAUCCGAUCCGGUGCGCUAUCUGAAGAGCAUACCAAAAUAUCAACCACAAUUCAUGCAAGAGGCCGGUAUCAAUUUCGACAACGGGCUCAACUUCGAACGCCCCUCACCGUCGAAUCAGUACAAGUCGACAACACAAGCGGAUAGCAGUGAAAAUGUGGUUACCGGCCAAGACUCGGACGAUAUGAUCUCAAGCUUAGAGAAUUUAAGUAACAACGAAGCGAACGAUGGUUGUUCACUGAACUUCUCAUUGCUGCCCUCAUCGGGUGCAGCGGGCGCAUUGCCACUUGCAGUGGCCACCGUGGAUGACGGCCAACACAGCGCUGCUGUGGAUGAUCUAACACCCGACGAGCAGAGUUAUGCGCGCCUGCCCGUUACGGAUAAUUCCGAUGUAAGCGGUGUUGGUGGUGUGGCCGGUCAGCAGAGUGCCGAGCAAUAUCCGCUGGUGACAACAACCAAGCACCACGAUGCUAACGGCACACAGACACCCACACAAGCGGCCGGCUCACAGAGUACGCUCACUUCGAAUGCGCAUGUGGAGGCUGAGGAGACUGCAGAGGACGUUGCGAAUUUGCAACAGUUGCGUCAGUACAUACACUAUUGUCUCUACGUCUUUCACGGUCUCUACAAUCCGGACAAGGUGUGCGACUGCUCCAAGCAACGGCUGGAGUAUCGCAUACGCACGCUCAUGUUGAAUUUCAAAUUCGUCGAUGCUUUUGUAUUGUGCUUGCAGAAUUGCAAUAGCGCCAGCAAGACGUUGAAAAUUUUCGCAUACUUCUCCAAAGACACCGGUUCGGUGCCGCUGCGUCGCCAAGACGUGAAGUACUUAAUUUACUAUUUGUUGAAACACUUCAUGGCGCAGCGCUUCGAUAUGCUCGAAUGUGAGCGUUUCUUUUUGGGCGAUCUCGAUUACUACUUGCUUGAGUUGUCGUAUGUGCUCUUCUUCAACAACAACAACACCAUGCUGGAGCAUAACUUAAAUGAGAAAUUCAAGAGUUACUUCGCGCAGGAGGAGUCACAGCAACUCAAUCAAAAUCGAAACGAUGCUGAGCAGGUGCAACACAAGCUGGAGGACACGGAUGUGAUAUUCGAUAGCCUAAGUGUUAAGUUCAAAACAAUCGUUUGCCAGAGGCUGAUGCAGCACUGCAACAAUUAGUUGCUGGUGCUUAGCACCAUUAGUUUAACUUGUUUUUAAUUUAUUGAUUCGUGAUAUGAGUUGUUUAUUUUUAUUUUAUUUUUAUUAUUACUUUUUAGUUCUUUCGUCGUUUUUUUAUUGUAUUCAAAUUUACAUCUUACAUAUGUAUAUAUAUAUAUAUUUGUGUUAACGAGAAAAUGUAAUAUAACUUGAUAUAUAUAUAUAUAUAUAUUCGUUUAUACCUCAUAAAUUAUAUGCAUUAUUGAUGUGUUUGCGCUGA